This is a messenger RNA of Vespa crabro (European hornet), 1487 nucleotides long. It is a transcript of the gene FRG1, whose product is annotated as protein FRG1 homolog. Lineage: Eukaryota; Metazoa; Arthropoda; Insecta; Hymenoptera; Vespidae. The record is from RefSeq and is a predicted model, not a curated record. Gene Ontology annotation, cellular component: catalytic step 2 spliceosome; nucleolus; striated muscle dense body. The transcript has 5 exons. Gene Ontology annotation, molecular function: actin filament binding. The coding region runs from base 131 to 910 and encodes 259 amino acids.
UUCUAAAAGGUUAGGUUAGAAAGUACAACGAUUGAAUGAUUACAUGUUUAUUAUAAAUAUUUACUAAUUUUUGUAAUGUACAGACUUUUAGUUGCUGAAUUAUUUUAAGAAGAUAUUGUUUUGAUAUAAAAUGUCUGAAUAUGAUAGAGUAAGAACAGGGAAACUUGUUUUGAAGGGAGAAAAAAUAAGAUCAAAAAAACGGAAAUUGAAGAAAGAAGAGACCAGGGAAAACGUUACAAUUGAUAAUGAAGAUACUAAGCUUCAUGGUGGGUGGUGGAAAACAAGUAGUGCAAAAGAAAUCACGGGUACAGUAGCUAUUGAAUUUGGAAAACAAACCUAUGUAAAGGCUCUUGACAAUGGGCUUUUUACACUUGGAGCUCCUCAUUCAGAUGGAGAAGGCCCUUGCCCAGAAGAAAUUUUAACAGCAUUUCGUAUAAGUGAUAAUUUAAUAGCUUUAAAAUCUGGAUAUGGUAAAUAUCUUGGUGUUGACAAAAAUGGUGUUGUUGUGGGACGCAGUGAUGCAGUAGGUGCAAUUGAACAGUGGGAACCAAUUUUUCAAGAUGAUAAACUUGCUAUAUUAAGUAAUACAACUGGAAAUUUCAUUUCAAUAACUGAUGAAGAUGAUGUUAUUUGUCAAAAUAAAACAGCUGGUUCAUUAGAAUAUGUUACUAUAAGAAGUAUAAUAGAACGUGACAAUAAACCUAAUAAAGAUAUUCCAAAAGAAGAAGUGGGUUCUCUUGCUGAUGUAGAAGUAAACUAUGUACGUAAAUUUCAAAAAUUCCAAGAUAAAAAAUUAAGAAUAAACAAAGAAGAUCGAUCUGCCUUAGAAAAAGCUAAAACAGAUGGAAAUUUACAUGAAGCAUUACUAGAUCGAAGAAGUAAAAUGAAAGCUGAUCGUUACUGUAAAUAAAUUAUUGCAAUGUAUUAUAAUUAUAAGAUAAUAUUCAUAAUAUUCAUAUUAACUUCUCGUACAAAUAUUAAAUAUAUUCAUACAUUUAAUAAGAAUAUAAAACAUUUUUAAUUAUAAAAUUAAUUCAGAAUACAUAUAUUUUACACAAGUACAUAUGAUCUGUUGUAAAGUAUUUAUAACAAUAUAAUGCAGUACAAAUAUAUAAAUUACAUAAUAGUGUACUAUUAUUGUAUUUAAGUUAACAUAAUCAUAAGGAUUUACUGUAUUGUAAAAUAUAUAAGUUUAUAAAAUGAGACAAUAGACGACGCAUGAUAGGAACAGCGUUUCCCGUAAUUCAUAUUUUGUCCAUAGCUGUCGCUGAAGUCACACGCUUCGAACAAAAGAUAGUGAACAGCCUUAAAUAAUCGAAAUACGAAAUUCCUGAUAUUUUAUAUUUUGAGGUUGGUCGCACCGAUUUAUAUUCGCGAUCAGUUAACUCCAUCUAUGAGGGAGAGAUCAUCACUCGACGUUGGUGAUGUCGCAAAGAAAUUUUUAAGAGAUGGAGCUAAACGAAACAUAUUAAACUAUUCCUGAAUAG